This is a messenger RNA of Sphenostylis stenocarpa, 1452 nucleotides long. NCBI's taxonomy places the organism in Eukaryota, Viridiplantae, Streptophyta, Magnoliopsida, Fabales, Fabaceae. The record is from the annotation of a GenBank genome assembly.
AUGCAACCUUUCUUAUCAUCACCAACUUUCCUUUCUCAGCUCUUUCCUCCACUGCUCUUCUGUUCUUCAUUUCUUUUGGCUCUUUUUCUCCAAUGGCUAUACCACAAAGGCAAACGCUUGCCCCCUGGUUCCAUGGGCUGGCCCUACCUAGGAGAGACCCAUAAACUUUACACUCAAAACCCAAACACCUUCUUCUCCAAAAGGCUCAAAAGGUAUGGAGGUAUCUUCAAAACCCACAUUCUGGGUUGUCCUUGUGUGAUGAUUUCAAGCCCAGAGGCAAUGAGAACUGUGCUUGUGACUCAAGCACAUCUUUUCAAGCCAACAUACCCUGCAAGCAAAGAGAAGAUGAUAGGGCCGGAGGCUGUUUUCUUUCAGCAAGGUCACUAUCACUCCAUGCUCAAAAAGUUAGUUCAGGCCGCCUUUUUGCCCUCUGCAAUCAAAAACUCAGUUUUAGAGGUUGAGCACAUUGUGCUUAAACUGCUUCCAAAUUGGGCCAACACAACCAUCAAUGCCUUACAAGAGAUGAAGAGGUAUGCUUUCGAGGUAGCUGCCAUCUCAGCCUUCGGUGAAAUAAUGGAGAUUGAAAUGGAAGAAAUCAAAGACAUGUAUCGGUGCUUGGAGAAGGGCUACAACUCCUUUCCUUUGUAUGUUCCUGGAACUUCCUAUUGGAAGUCAUUGAAGGCAAGGAAAGUUCUGAAUGAAACUAUAAGGAGAUUGAUACAGAAAAGAAGAGAAAGUAAGAACAAUGGAAGAGGGUUGUUGGGAGUUUUGUUGCAAGCAAGAGGUCACAAAAUGUAUGAGCUCAGUGAUUCUCAGAUUGCUGAUAACCUCAUUGGUGUGAUCUUUGCUGCACAUGAUACCACUGCGAGUGUUCUGACAUGGGUUCUCAAGUACUUGCACGACAAUGUCAACCUCUUGGAAGCUGUGACGGAAGAGCAUGAAAGAAUUAAAACUAAACUAGCUAUCGAAAAUCGUGGCCUCACUUGGAAUGAUACAAGGCAGAUGCCACUAUCUGGCCGGGUUUUUCAAGAAACUCUGAGAAGUGCUAGCAUACUGUCAUUCACAUUCAGAGAAGCUGUACAAGAUGUUGAGCUCGAAGGUUACUCUAUUCCAAAAGGUUGGAAGGUCCUUCCCCUCUUCAGAAGCAUUCAUCACUCUGCUGAUUUCUUCCCUCAACCAGAAACUUUUGAUCCUUCCAGAUUCGAGGUGCCACCAAGACCAAAUACAUACAUGCCAUUUGGAAAUGGAGUCCACUCUUGUCCAGGAAGUGAGCUGGCUAAGCUUGAGGUGCUCCUCCUCCUCCAUCACUUCACUGUCUCUUAUAGGUGGCAAGUUGAGGGAAAUGAAGACGGAAUACAGUAUGGUCCUUUUCCUGUACCCAAACAUGGACUGCCAAUCAAGAUAAGCCCAAGAAAGAAGAUGGUCACAGAAGUUGCAAAUUCCACAGUUUAG